AUGUCCAAACGCCUGGCUUCCUUCCAUGGCCCGUCCACACCGACGUCUUCACCAAUACCCCAACCACGUCAGCCCGGCACUCCAGCCUCUCCAUCACGCGCUUCAGAGAAUACGAUCCACAGAAAAGUCAGAACAUUGUUGCAAGAGCUACGGUCUUUAUCGCACGCAUGGGACAAUCUUGUUCUCGUCGACGGUCUGAGGGCUGUGCGUACGCUAGUGGACACGAGAACAGAGCUCGAUAACGCGUUGGCUCUCCUUGCGCCAGGGAGCCUGCCGCGGUCCCCGAUAGUUGGACCGAAGCUCGCUAUAAUGGAGAAGUGCAUUGUACAGUUAGACUCUGUCCUAACAAAACUUCAGAAGAAUCUACGACGAAUGGGAACCGUAGUUGAUAACUUGGAAGCUUUGUACCACGAAACGCAGAAGACUAAGGGUCCCAAGUGGUGCAAAGAAGAACCACUUUGGCUUUCGUGGUCAAUUGAGAAAUUCGUAUUAUCCAUGGGUGAUAUAACUACACCCUACCACAGAUCCCUGGUUUUACUCACUGAUCUCGUCAAUAAACUGAGAAGUCACUCUCUGGCGUUCGAGGCAUCCAGGGAUAUCGUAAAUCAAUGGGUCGAGCAACCUUACCUUGAGGAAAACGGAUGGGAUGUACAGUGGGAAGAUCUCUGCGCGGUGGAGGUCGAAAAAUGGGAUGCAAGAUUAUAA
Molecule: messenger RNA, 705 nt
Organism: Pisolithus orientalis
Lineage: Eukaryota; Fungi; Basidiomycota; Agaricomycetes; Boletales; Pisolithaceae
Exons: 4
Coding region: 1-705 (234 amino acids)
Source: RefSeq, a predicted model, not a curated record